Messenger RNA from Metarhizium album ARSEF 1941, 2214 nucleotides. RefSeq names its product NADH:ubiquinone oxidoreductase, subunit G. The coding region runs from base 1 to 2214 and encodes 737 amino acids. The record is from RefSeq and is a predicted model, not a curated record. Lineage: Eukaryota; Fungi; Ascomycota; Sordariomycetes; Hypocreales; Clavicipitaceae. The transcript has 5 exons. Gene Ontology annotation, cellular component: membrane. Gene Ontology annotation, molecular function: iron-sulfur cluster binding; NADH dehydrogenase (ubiquinone) activity. Gene Ontology annotation, biological process: ATP synthesis coupled electron transport.
AUGCUCCGACAGUCUCUGGCACGUUCGGCUUGGCGGACAAGUAGGCGGACCGUCAACGCCUCGCGGACCUUCAGUGCCACCCCCAGACGCCAGGCGGAGGUUGAAUUGACAAUUGAUGGAAAGAAAGUUUCAAUAGAAGCUGGCUCUGCCCUGAUUCAAGCAUGCGAGAAAGCAGGCGUUACGAUUCCCAGAAAACUCAUGAUUGCCGGAAACUGCCGAAUGUGCCUGGUCGAGGUAGAAAAAGCCCCGAAGCCUGUGGCCUCAUGUGCCUGGCCAGUGCAACCCGGCAUGGUUGUCAAGACCAACUCGCCCAUUACCCACAAGGCCCGUGAGGGUGUAAUGGAAUUUUUGCUCGCCAACCACCCGCUCGACUGCCCCAUUUGCGACCAGGGAGGCGAGUGCGACCUUCAGGACCAGUCCAUGCGAUACGGAGCCGACCGCGGCCGAUUCCACGAGAUUGGCGGCAAGCGUGCCGUCGAAGACAAGAAUAUUGGUCCGCUAAUCAAAACCUCAAUGAACCGAUGCAUCCACUGCACCCGAUGCGUUCGAUUUGCCAACGAUAUCGCCGGAGCUCCUGAGCUCGGCUCUACCGGCCGCGGCAAUGACCUGCAGAUUGGUACCUACCUCGAGAAGAGCCUAGACUCUGAACUUUCUGGAAACGUCAUCGACCUCUGCCCUGUUGGUGCUCUGACUUCUAAACCCUACGCCUUCCGUGCCCGACCUUGGGAACUGAAGCAUACCGAGUCUAUUGAUGUCCUCGACGGCCUUGGUUCCAACAUCCGUGUCGACUCUCGGGGUCUUGAGGUCAUGCGUAUUACUCCACGCCUCAACGAUGAUGUGAACGAAGAGUGGAUCAAUGACAAGACCCGAUUUGCCUGCGAUGGCCUCAAGACCCAGCGACUGACCAUGCCUUUGAUCCGUCACGAGGGCAAAUUUGAGCCUGCAGACUGGGAGGAAGCCCUUUCCGAGGUCGCCAACGCCUGGUCGACCAAGAAGCCUCAGGGCAACGAAUUCAAGAUCAUCUCUGGUGCUUUGACCGAUGUUGAGUCUUUGGUAGUCGCCAAGGACAUGGCCAACAAGCUUGGAUCCGAUAAUCUCGCUCUCGACACUCCCACCGGUAGCCAACCUAUCGCUCACGGUGUCGACGUUCGAUCUAGCUAUCUGUUCAACUCACGGAUCUGGGGUAUUGAGGAGGCUGACUGCAUACUGAUUGUUGGCAGUAACCCACGGCACGAAGCCGCCGUCCUCAACGCUCGCAUUCGCAAGCAGUGGCUGCGAUCCGACCUUGAGAUUGGUGUCGUUGGUGAGGCUUGGGACUCUACCUUUGAGUUCGAGCAUCUCGGUACAGACCAUGUCGCCCUGAAAAAGGCCCUCGCUGGUCCCUUCGGCAAGAAGUUGCAGGCCGCCAAGAGGCCCAUGAUCAUUGUGGGCUCUGGUGUUACUGACCACGCUGAUGCCAAGGCCUUCUACGAGACCGUCGGUGCCUUUGUCGAGAAGAACGCCGCAAACUUUAUCACUCCUGAAUGGGACGGCUACAAUGUACUGCAGAGAGAAGCUUCAAGAGCUGGCGCCUUCGAAGUUGGCUUCACGACGCCCUCAACCGAGGUCGCUCAGACCAAGCCCAAGUUUGUCUGGUUGCUGGGCGCGGAUGAAUUCAACGAGGCCGACAUCCCCCAGGAUGCCUUUGUCGUCUAUCAGGGCCACCACGGUGACCGUGGCGCUCAGAUUGCCGAUAUAAUCCUGCCGGGUGCUGCCUACACAGAAAAGGCCGGCACUUAUAUCAACACUGAGGGCCGUGUUCAGACCACGCGCGCUGCCACCUCACUACCAGGUGCAUCCCGAACUGACUGGAAGAUUCUCCGUGCUGCCAGUGAGUUCCUGGGCGUCCCUCUACCUUACGACGACCUCGCCGCUGUCCGUGACCGCAUGGUUGAGAUCUCUCCCGCUCUGGCCGCUUACGACAUUGUCGAGCCCGUCGCACUUCGACAGCUCAGCAAGGUUCAGUUGGUGGAUCAGAACAAGGGGUCAAAGGCUACCGGAGGGCCUUUGAAGAAGGUCAUUGACAACUUUUAUUUCACAGACGUCAUCUCUAGAAGUUCACCGACCAUGGCACGCUGCUCAGCGGCCAAGGCCACGGGUGAUCCUAGAACAAACUUUAUGGCACCCGGGAUGGAGGAAGAUAAGCCCAUGGGCCAGAUUGCUUACGGAGUAUAA